AUGCACCCGCAGUCGUCGCGGUAUAGUUCGUUAGCCCGUCCGUCGGAGCCAAUACGAGGCAGCGCGGUUCCAGCUGUACCGCAGUCCCUAGCGAAAGCGCCGCGGCCGUCGCAUUCCGCCAGGCGGAGCGUAUUCCCGGCGUUGACCCGUCGACGGCUCACUACCAGAAGAACGCCCGCUAGCAGCACCAGGCUCCAGGUGGUCGCUGUCGGUUCCGCCGUCUCCGCCGACGUCGCAAACGGCGCUGUCCGCGACGCGCAACCGAGGAGCGCGUUACCCGCGUCGGCGUGGGCGGCGGUGACGGAUGAGGUGGCGGUGGGGUCGCUGGCCGUCAGCAGCAGCGCCGCCGCCGUGGCUGCGCUCGCGAGGGACGCGCGCAUCACCGCCGUUGUCGUUCUCGAGGAGGAGGGGAGCUAUGGCGCGCGGGGCACGGGGUGGGAGGAGGAGAAGCGGGCGCUGCAGGACGCGGGGCUGGUGGCCGUGUGGGUGCCCAUUCGCGAAACCGACUCCGCGGAGCAGGUGGGACGGGGGGGGGUAGCCGGUGGCCGCAGCCAUGCUACCGCAGGCAGUGCGCGUGCCGACGGCCCUGGCCGCCCUGCACCACUCCAUGCUGCUGCGCUGCCCCCCCGCCGCCCUCCCUUCUCACACACCACACCCUCACUUGCAUUGCAAACCCAUUCCCUCCCGCCUCUCACCGUGCAGGCAGCCAUGCUACCGCAGGCAGUGCGCGUGGUGGCAGCCCUGGCCGCCAUGGGCCACAGGGUGCUGCUGCGCUGCCCCUCAGCUGCCCGCCUCUCCCCCCUCAUCGCCCUCGGGUAUCUGGUGCUGGCCAAGGGCAUGCCAGUGAGCGCAGCACUGGCGGUGGUGAAGGAGAGCAAGCCCAACGCCGACCCGCCUGUCAACGUGCUCAUGGAGGCGCGCGAGAGGCUGCUAGCGGGAAUGACGUCGCGGGUGAUAACGAUCGCCGAGGCCAUCUACCACACGCGCCCCAUCACCCCCAUCACCGCCAUCACCACCAUCACCCCCAUCACCCCCAUCACCUCCAUCACCCCCAUCACCCGCAUCACCCCCAUCACCCCCUUCCCAUCACCGCCAUCACCGCCAUCACCCCCAUCACUGCCAUCACCGGUCCCACGGGCACCAGCACAACCGUUGCACCGUCUGCUGCUUCAUGGAUCCUAUCCCUCCUUACACCUGCUCGCUCCCCUCCUCUCCCCCCUCACGUCUGCUAUCCCCGCUCCUGUGGUGUGUGCCCUUACACACCUGCCCGUCCCCCUCAUGUCUGCUCGCCCCCCAACUCUCCCCCUCUCGUCCCCAUCACAGCAAGCGCAAGAGCAGUGCUCGCGGGAGCUCUUUGACAAGUGGCUCCUCGCUGACGUCAGCUUUGCCCGCUCUGUUGCUCAGGUGGGUGCUCUCUGUUGCUCAGAUUGGAUACGCUAUUCUGGUCAGGUGGAUUUUCAGCUCGCAUCUGUUCCUCAGUCUGCGGAGCACCAAGUGAGGAGCAAGGCACAAGAGGCGGAUGUAGCAGCAGCAGCAUUGGCGGAGCGAGCAGCAGAGGAGGAGCAGGGCGAGCGUGCGGCAGACCCCCUGAAGGGCCUUUUUGACCCGGCUUCCUGGUUACCGAAGCCAGAUCCAGACCAGCGCAGCAACGGCGCCAGCAACGCCAGUGACAGCAGCAGCAGCAGCAGCAGCAGCAGCAGCAGCGGUGAUUCAAGCAACGGUGGCAGCAGUGCCAUAAGCAACGGUUAUGAUGUUACCACGGGCACGGAACUUCCCUCUCUCGCGCCGGAUGCCCCUCCUGAGCUCCAGGAAGCGAAUGCCAGGGUGGAAUCCCUCUCCGCCCAGCUGGCGGAGGCACGUGAGUGGCUUGCUGAGCUGGAGGCGUCCAGCAGCCAGGUCCUCGCUGACGUGGCGUCACGGACGGCUGAGAUCGAAGCGCUGAAACGCAGAGAGGCCCUCUGGGAGGAGGAGUUAGAGGCAGCUAAGGUGAAAGAGACAGCCAUGCGGGAGCAGCUGAGAGUGAAGCAGACAGGGGGAGUGCAGCAAGUGCGCGUGUUGGGAGAGGUGGAGGAGGAAAUUUCAGCUCUGAAAUUGAAGGUGGCAGAGGGAGAGGAGAGGAACGCUGAGGUGGAGAAGGAAAUUGGGGAGCUUCGGGCACAGGUUGACGAGGCAAAGGGGCAGCUUAGGAAUGAACGAGCAGUGGCAGAGGAGGCAGAGGAGAGAGUAGCAGCGGCGAACGAGAAAGUGCGGGAGGAGGUUGAGCGGGCAGCACGGGCGCGGGCGGCGGCGUGGACGGCAGCGCAGGAGCGGAGGGCAGUGGUGCAGGAGCUGGCGGUGGUGCGGACGGGGCGGAAGGAGGCGGCGGCGAGGGCGGCAGCGGAGAGAAUAGAGGAGCUGCAGGUGCAGGCGGGGCUGCUGGCAGAGCGCGUGAAGCAGGCUGAGGUGGUUAGCACCGAGGCUGACAGCCGUGCCGGGGCGUUGGAGGCACAGAUGGCAGUGCUGGUGUCACGCACGGCAGCAGCACAGCAGAGAGCGAGUGCAGCAGCGGCGCGAGUGACCUUCCUGAGUGGGCGCUUCAACUCGCUUGAGAUGACGGCUGCUGAGGCCGCUCGCAGGGCGGAGCGGGUGGAGAGCGAGGUGGUUCACCUGCGGGGGCGGGACGCCGACGCUGCUGCUGCUGUUGCUGCCAAUGCUGAGGCUAUCAGCCGCUUGUCGCUGGAGGUAAGCCGCUUGUCGCUGGAGGUAAGCCGCUUGUCGCUGGAGGUAAGCCGCUUGUCGCUGGAGGUAAGCCGCUUGUCGCUGGAGGUAAGCCGCUUGUCGCUGGAGGUAAGACGCUUGUCGCUGGAGGUAAGCCGCUUGUCGCUGGAGGCAAUGCAUCUCAAGGACAGCGAGGCGGCCCAAGCCCAGCGGGAAGCAGCCCUGUCAGUGCACCUGCCGGCGGCACAGCAGCAGGGCGAGGAGCUGCGGGCGCAGGCCGCCGCCUUCUCCGUCCAGCUGGCAGCCAUGGCGCGCCACGUCACCCGGCUCAAAGCUGAGCUGGAUUGGGUGGACGCGCACGGGCGGCGGCGCGAGGCCCUCUCAGCACUUUCGGAGGAGCAUGGCACAGACGGAGAAGAAGCAGGGCGGAGCUGGAGCCUCUCUUUGGAUACGGACGCCUCUUCCCUCGCCACUCUCAGCCCUCUGGGCCCUCUCAAUCCCCUCGCGGCGCUGGCGCCACUGGCAGCGGUGGCGGAUGCGGCACAGAGCGUGGCGAGUUCAGUGGGGGUGGAGGUGGGAGGUGGAGGGGGCGGGGGUGCGGAGGGGAAUGAGGAGUGGGUGCGGCGGGAGGUGGGCGUGCAGGGCGCAGCGGUGGCAGCGGAGGGUGAGCUGGAGGGGCAGAUGGAGGGCGUGGAGGACCCUCUGGAGCUGCUCAAGGUGUUAAUGGACCGGGUGUCAGAGGAGGCAUCAGCCAUCACGCAGCGCAGCGCGCACCUGGUGUGGGAGGCGCAGCAGCUGAGGGAGGAGCUGGACGCACAGCUGGCACAGCAGGACGCCGCCUGCCAGGUGGACGGGCGCCCGCUGAGGGAGGUGGUGGCGGGGGUGGAGCAGCAGGCGCAGCAGCAGCAGGAGGAGCUGCUGCAGCAGGCGGGCGCGCUGCAGUGGGCGCUGGGGGGGUCCCUGGCGCUGGCUGUGGUGGCGCCGCUGGCCAUUUACAACAGCUACUUCUCUGAGACUGCCCGAUCCAACCAGAUCAACACGCUCUCUGCACAGCUGGAUGCAGCCACACAGGCCAGCAGGGCACUGGAGCAGGUAGCAGGGGAGACCGAGGCAGAGAGCGUAGAGGCAAUGGAGAGGUUACACGCCAUGGAAGCAGAGGUGGAGGCCCAGCGCGCCGCCGUUACGCGGUUACAAUCGCUCGUGCCCCUCGUGGCUCCCUCGGUGGAGUCUGACGAGGCUGCCCGGUUCUGCCAGAACGUGCCGCAGGAGUUCCAGUCACCGAUCACGGAGCAGAUUUGUGACGGGCUGAGGCAGAGUGGCAGGGUGGAGGCCAAGAGGGUUGAUGGUCCGUCGGGUGGCAGUGGGGCGGCACAAGGAGGGCGGUUUGGGUUCAACAACCCUUUCAAUCUUGGCUGGAAGCGGUGGUGA
Closterium sp. NIES-65 is the source of this 4125-nucleotide messenger RNA. Lineage: Eukaryota; Viridiplantae; Streptophyta; Zygnematophyceae; Desmidiales; Closteriaceae. The record is from the annotation of a GenBank genome assembly.